AGUGAGUGGCGGGAGAUCGCGCUGCCGGGACGUGCUGCUGCCCCGCCUGCGUCGCUCGCGGGCAGUGCCGGGUCGCGUUGUGUUAGUGCGGUGCUCGCAACACCUGCACGUCCCUGACGGCACAGGCGCCUGAAUAUCCAACCGGAGGACGCAUAGGAAGAAGAUGUCCGAGGAACAGCUUCAUAUUCCAGCAAGAUUUUCAACACUGAGUGUGACUAAUGAUGGUUAAGGGCACCUGUUAAUGCGCUCGGUGGAUCAGUGCUGGAUUCGCUUCUGGAACACGUACGAAAGAAAUUUACAUUUCAUACUGGCGAUAUUUUCAAGUGUUGGCUCACUCGCUGUGGUUGACUCAGACACCUUCCUCAUUAAAGUAAGUGGACAAAUCGUUAUUUCCUGAGGGAUAAAGGGGACUUCCUGAUUAGGAAUUACACCUAUUUCCGUAUUGACAGAUACGCUAGAAGUAUGUUAAAGAGACUAUUUUACUUUUCAAGGGCCAGUUAAUAAUGUGGAAAUGUGUGAUGACAGGGUGCUCUCUUAUUGAGCUGCGGACAACGUAAAGAAGUCAUCUAAGCGCAGCAUAGUGUAAAUCGAUGUUCAACACUUAUCGUGGUUGUACCUUCGUGACUUGUAUGUGAACUGAGAGUGUAUAUAAGUGGCAACUGUAGGAUCUGCUGACUUGACGAGUGGAGGUAUAGUACCAGGGGAGAAUUUAAAAGGCCGGCACAGACCAGUAGGCUGGUGGAGCCCGGGCGGCGAUGCCCGCAGCUGGAGCAGGAGGGGCGGUCCGCGGCGGUGGCAGCGGGCAGCGAUGAGGCCCCGCGAUGAGGCCGCGCCGGCGGCAUGCCGCUAGCCCCUCCCGCCGCCGCCGCCGCCGCCGCCGCCGCCGCCGCCGUCGCUGCCGACGCCCGUCGCCGACGAGUGCUCGCGCCGCCAGUCCCGGCGCCCCACCCCCACCCCCAGCGCCCGCCGCUGCCGCUGCCGCUGCUAGCAGUGCUGCUGCUCGCGCUGGCCACCGUGUCGCCGCCUUGCUGCGAGGCCGGCCCGCGGUACAGCUCCCGCAUCGUGGAGACGCGGUCGGGCGCCAUCCGCGGGGUCAUCCUGCAGCUCAACUCGCGACACCUCGAGCCCGUCGAGGCCUUCCUCGGCGUGCCGUACGCCGCCCCCGCGACGCGCUUCUCACCGCCACAGCCGCCGCUCGCCUGGCAGGGCACGCGCCUGGCGGACACCUUGGGGCCGGUGUGCCCACAGCGGCCGCCAGACAUCUCGAACCGCACCGCGGCGCUCCUGAGGAUGCCCAGAGGUCGCUACCUGCAGCUGCGCAGGAUGCUGCCGCUGCUGCGGAACCAGAGCGAGGACUGUCUCUUCUUCAACCUCUACGUCCCUGCCAGCGGGAACAGAGGUCUGGAAGCUCCGUAUGCGGUGGUGGUGUACAUCCAUGGCGAGUCCUUCGAAUGGAACUCUGGAAAUCCUUACGACGGCAGUGUUCUGGCCAGCUACGGCCACGUCAUCGUCGUCACCUUCAACUACCGGCUCGGCAUUCUCGGGUUCCUGAGGACGCGCAGCGGGCCGAACGCGGCGGGCGACCUGGCGCUGCAGGACGCCGUGUCGCUGCUGACGUGGCUGCGGCUCAACGUGGCGGCCUUCGGCGGUGACCCGCAGCGCGUCACGCUGCUGGCGCACGACACGGGAGCCGCCCUCGCCCACCUGCUGCUGCUGCUGCCUGCUGCCAGGGGUCUGGUGACGCGCGCGGUGCUGCUGUCGGGGUCGGCGCUGAGCCCGUGGGCGUCGCCGUCGCCGGCGCGCCACGACGCUCUGCGGGCGCGCGUCGCGCGGCUGCUGGGCUGCGACCCCGGCCUGCCCGACGUGGCGCCGUGCCUGCGCGCGCAGCCGCUGGCGGCGCUGCUGUCGGUGGACGUGUCGCCGCCGCGCUUCCUGCCGCGCUUCGGGCCGUCGCCCGACGUGCCGCCCGGCCUGGCCACCGAGCGCGCCGCCGACCCCUUCGUCAGCUGCGACCUCAUGCUCGGCAUCACCAGCACCGAGAGCUACCUCGACUUCAGCGCCGCCGACAUCCAGUACGGCUUCGAGGAGGACGAGCGCGACCGCGUGCUGCGCACGUACAUCCGCAACACGUACGUGUACCACCUCAACGAGAUCUUCUCGGCGGUGCGCAACGAGUACACGGACUGGGACAAGCCCAUCCUGCACCCCAUCAACAUCCGGGACUCCACCAUGGAGGCCCUCAGCGACGGACACACCGUGUCGCCCGUGAUCCGCACCGCCUACCUGCACUCGCGCCGCGGCGCCCGCACCUACCUCUUCCACUUCGCCUACCAGACAAAGGACAGCGACUACCCACAGCGUCUGGGCAGCGUCCGCGGCGAGGACGUGAGCUACGUGCUGGGCCUGCCGCUGGUGGGCGGCGUGCCCAACUUCCCGCAGAACUUCUCCCGCCAGGACAUGGGCGUCGCCGAGGCCGUGCUCACCUUCCUCACCAACUUCGCCAAGACUGGCGACCCGAACGAGCCCCGUGAGCAGAACACGGACUACGGCACCCCGCAGGAGAAGACCCGCUACCGUGCUCUGCACUGGGACGCCUACGAGACUGGCAACCAGCAGUACCUCAGUCUAGCGCUGAAGCCUCGGAUGAAGAGCCAUUACCGUGGGCACAAAAUGGCCAUCUGGCUGAACCUCAUCCCACAGUUGCACCAGGCGGGCGACGGUGACGUCAGCAUGCGGCACCACAACUUCCACGAGCGCGACGAGUCCUACUACUCGGGUGUGGUGCGAGCGGAGUCAUUCACGCGACUGCCGACGCCGCAGCACGUGUCGACGGCGGCGUCCUACUCUCCCGCGGGGGCGGCGGGCGAGUGCGCGCCCAACGCGACCGGCACGGCGUUCCCGGACGACGGCGACGUGGACACGGUGGACCCGGAGGACGGGCUGGCGGGCGGCGACGGCGGCGACGGCCGGCUGCUGGCCACCACGCAGUACUCGUCCUACACGGCGGCGCUCGGCCUCACCGUCGGCAUCGGCUGCCUGCUGCUCGUGCUGAACGUGCUCAUCUUCGCCGGCAUCUACUGGCAGCGCGAGCGGCGCGCGCGCCGCAGGGCCGGCGCCAAGGACGCGCUGCCCGAGGACGUGCCGCUGGCGCAGCUCACGCCCAACGUCAUCAAGCUGGAGGAGCCGCCGCCCAGGUACUCGCCCGCGCACGCCACCGCCGCCGCCUCCUCCGCCAAGUGCGUCGUGCCGCACAUACACAAGGGCGGCGGCACCAAGCUGAACGCGGUGCCCACGUCGCCGCCCGUGCCGCCGCUCAGGACCUCCAGCAAUCCGCAGCCGCCGGCGACCGCUACCGUCAAGAAGAGGGUCCACAUCCAGGAGAUCUCCGUAUAGCACUUGGAGGAAGGCGGCACCGCCGACUGCGACCCUCCGCCGCCGCCGCCGCCCCCGCGCCGCGGCUCGGUCACGCUCGCCGUGUCGCCUUCGAGGAUCGUCGAAAUCUACGCUACCUGCCCCAGGUCUUCGGCGCAGGUCAAGAAGAGGGUGCGCAUCCAAGAGAACCCCGUGUGACACAGUCGUGUUCACAGGUGACCCAGUGUUUAGGUUGGAGGGCAAGUGCCGUUACAGACGCUCUAAGAGUGUUCCUUCUUUUCUCGUUUAAGCGGGGCAUAUGAUCAAACAAGGCCACUAACUUGUCUCGUGAGUCGUUUGACUCGCCUUCGAAACAACUUGACUUACUCACAUCGCGAAAUAACUGUCUUGAAGAGCAAAAAGGGAUAUUGAUGAGAUGACAUGUUCGUAAAAUAAAAUUAAUGUACUUUGAAGCCAUUUGCUGUUUCACUAUGUAUUCCCUCCUCCUAUGUGUGAGUACAUUCAGAUCCUGCAAAGUGGUUACUAUUCGUUAGGAAUAAUUCUUCUUAUGAAAUCACAGCGAACCAAACGCAAAACGUACCCAUAUGUCGAAAACCUUUAAAGUGACAAGAAGGCGUGGUGAUGAUUAUACAGCGUAACACAAAGAUUCGGAGAUAUUUCAGGGGUGUUUUCUGAGUAUUUUGGUAUGAGUCGAAUAACCGGUAGCUUUGUACUGAUAAUUACAUUAUGAUCAUUUAUCUUGGUAGCUGUUCUACAGCAAAUUCCUGGAGAACAAUCCAAAUGUCAAACGUACACGCUAUAUGUGCCGUGUUUCGAGAAACACACUUAUUCACACACGCUACUUGGAAUCACUUUAAUCUUCACCGGUGACUCUGCCUUCAGUACUGUUUGGUUAUGCCUCGGGUUGCUUUGACCGACAAUGAUUCACAGGAGUAUCAGCUCUCAUUGAUGAGUUACCUAAUAAGUUCUUCGUAUGUGUAUUUACUAAAAGCAACAGACGAGUGUCAACUCGUCACAGAACUAAUAGCUGUUUCAUUAUCUUAUGUUUUAAGAUGAACAUUUUGGUGAUUGAAUUUUACAGGCUUUUCACUGUUCUGAAGGUAUUUUCACUUAAACAAAUAUUGCUAGGGCAAAAAUCGGAAUAAAAUUACAUUAACAUUCCGUAGAGAGCCACCACAGUACACCGGACCAUUAUACCAAAGUACUUACAAAAUAUUCCUCAACAAACUCCAAAAGUUAGUCUGCGGGGCUUAAGUUCACUCUCUGUAAGGAUAUGAUGUCUGUAUACUAAAAAAUGAGUGGUACUUUUUAGCCCUCUUGCGUCCUAAACCGCAGAAAAAUAUAAUACUGUACCAGUAAAGAUAUUUUCCGAUCACCUAACUUCCUUAUUUCUGGUCCAGAAAUGAAGACAAAAUUUUCACUAGGUAAUUUCAGACGCUACUGAUGUCCAGAGAACAUAGCGAGGUAGACAACCACUUGCUGAUUCGAGCACAAGAAGCAAAGAGGAGGACGAAUCACCCGUAUCGUUUUUGAUGGUUACAUACACGUAUCUUCACAUAACGAUGAAGGAUUUAUUCAUUUCAAGAACAAGUGUAAUGCACCACUAAAAUGUUCCCUGUUUUUUAAAUAUUCGUUAACAUUACUUAUUUACGUGAAUAAAUUGCUAUUAGCACUGUUCUGAACAUAAUCUGAUUAAAUUUUUCUCGUAUUUGUAAGUUACACUUAUAUUCAAUUUUUAUCUCCCAACAAAACUUAUAAUCAUUUGCAUCCUUCACUACAAAUAUUUCAUUCACGAUAUAGGACUUAAAAUUAUACUGUGUACAUUCUGCAUGAAAACGUAGCGUAAUGUUUAGUAAUUUCUGGAAUACUAACCGCACGUAAGUUACGAGAAAUUCCGCCGAAUAAUUAUCUGAGUAUGUUCAGUUGGCCCCUUACAACGACGAAGUGAAAUACUUUCUACAAUUCACAGUAUUCCGCAUUUACAAUAUUCAGAGAGAUAAGGCGGUAAGACUCUCAUCUGAUAGCGAUUAAUAUGAAAAUUUAUAACAAGACACAACACACCAUCGGAAUGAAAAAUAAAAAAUAACUCAUUCACUAGUGUGAGCCUGAUCCCGAUUUAAGUUAAGUUCUUCACGUCUUUCUAAAACGUGCCCUGCUUGAAAAUUUUUUGUUAAUUGUCACAGUCAUGUAAUAUUGCAUAAAAGAUUACUUCCAUGAAGCAUUUUCUCUCAUAUUUGAAAUAUCAUCGUGAACAAAUACCUAUAUAUUUUACGCAGUGAUGUUUACAUCUCAAUACAUAUCAGGAAAUACAGAACAAACAAAAUUCUCCGCCAACAAAAAUAGGAAAAUAUUUAUAAAAAAUCAUAUAAACAGCUAAUGACUGACGAAAUAUUAACCGAUAACUUUCAUUCACAUAAGAACUUUAAGAGAGGAUAUGUUAAGAAUCACUUUGGAUGGCUACCAUUUUUCAUUCUAUGUCUAUGAGUACAGUCACUUGACAGAAGGUAUAAUGCAGCAUCUGCUGUACUUCCUGAAAACAUUUGUAGUUCCACUUUCCGUAUAGUAUCAUCAAACAAAAAUAAGACAAAUUAGGGAUUGGUGAGAAGUGCAGAAUAAGCUGCAUAAAACUAUUUCUGCUGCCUAUGGCAGCGAAUAAUUUUACAUAUUUGUUAUACUACUGGACACUAUGUAUGUUCCAAGUGUCGCUAUUUUCUACUUUUGACAAACAUGUACUACGGAUUCUAAUGACGUUUUCAUUCUGUGUGACUUUGAAGUUAAUCAGAUAUGUUCGAAUGAAAGUACAUAAAAAGGAGCGAAACUUUCCGUUCUGAUUUAAUUGGCACAGCUAAAUUUUUCCACUAUUGGUUAUUCACAAGAACCAAAAACUGAAUUUUUGGAAUAUAGUGAACAGACGAGAAUGCGAAAUAGUGUGCUACAUGAAAUCAUAGAUUGUAUCCAUGUUGGUGAUUUAUAUUAAAGAAAUAAAUUUAUUAAUUUUGCUUAUCUGUCAUUAAUCCAUACAGAAAACGCACUUCCACAGAAAUUUCGAGUUUAGUUCAAAUGGAGUGUAUGUCAAGAAAAUUCAUUUACGUUAUUUAGAAAUUUGUUCUGUGAAACAGUAACUUUGUUAUAUAUUUUUGUACUAAAUAAAAUACAUUAUUCAAAUAAAAUACAUUGC
Schistocerca gregaria is the source of this 6550-nucleotide messenger RNA. RefSeq names its product neuroligin-2-like. Lineage: Eukaryota; Metazoa; Arthropoda; Insecta; Orthoptera; Acrididae. Gene Ontology annotation, molecular function: neurexin family protein binding; signaling receptor activity. The coding region runs from base 841 to 3393 and encodes 850 amino acids. Gene Ontology annotation, cellular component: cell surface; postsynaptic membrane; synapse. Gene Ontology annotation, biological process: neuron cell-cell adhesion; synaptic vesicle endocytosis; presynaptic membrane assembly. The record is from RefSeq and is a predicted model, not a curated record. The transcript has 10 exons.